This is a messenger RNA of Octopus bimaculoides (California two-spot octopus), 1676 nucleotides long. RefSeq lists its product as uncharacterized. The record is from RefSeq and is a predicted model, not a curated record. Gene Ontology annotation, cellular component: ribose phosphate diphosphokinase complex; cytoplasm. Gene Ontology annotation, biological process: purine nucleotide biosynthetic process; 5-phosphoribose 1-diphosphate biosynthetic process. Gene Ontology annotation, molecular function: magnesium ion binding. Lineage: Eukaryota; Metazoa; Mollusca; Cephalopoda; Octopoda; Octopodidae.
CCUACAGUCACGCGACAAGGUUAUUUUAUGUUUUAAUAACUGAGCAACUUGCAGCAUCAGUAUCUAAGCAACCUUUGUAAACAGUUAAGUGUUCUGAGAAGGAUUAAACACUGAUGAGAAAGAAAUCUGUUUUGUAAAUUAUUGCAGUGGUUUGUCACUAGUUUUAUUUUGACUGUCCUGAGCAAAGUGAAAAUGUUAUUUUUCAAAGAAAUCAUAAGUGAAAAUGUUUUUCAAGGAAUCCACAUUUGAAAAUGAAACUUAAAAUUUUUGCGUCGGGGAGGGUCAUUAUGCCAGUGAUGUUUUUAAGGUUAUCUCCCCUCAUGUAAAGCUGCGUGGUGUUCGUGCGAAUAGCUUCAAGCAGCAACCAACGUCAUUCAAUCAUUUCGGUCAAAUAUCUAACCUGCAAGUUUGUUUAUGAAUUAUAGCUGGUAGAAAAAUGGAAUCAGAAAAAGGUAAAAUUGGAAGCCAGACAGUUUUGCCACCUGUUUUGCUUUAUGCUCACCCUUCAAUGGAAAUGUUAGCUAAAAAAAUAGUUUCAAUAUGCACAGAAUAUACUCUCGCUGGUGAAAUAUCCGAUGUUCACUCUUCUAGUUCACAAGAAUGCAGAGGCCAUGAAAUAACGAAUGACACUUCACAAAAUGAUACACAAGGAACCUCAUUGUGUGGAAUAACAUCAUCUUUAGCAGCUAAAAGACCUAGACGUAUCAAACGGCAAGUUCAGUUACGCAAAACCAUUAACUGGGGCAGCUUCGAUGAUGGUUUCCCGAACAUUUUCAUUUCUGAUGUUAAAUACAUGGCAGGCAAAGAUGUCAUUUUCCUUGGCAGUUUCCACUCUCCUGAGAUCAUAUUUGAACAACUUUCCGUUCUUUAUAUGUUUCCAAGAUAUCGUGCAAGGUCAUUCCAUUUUCUGUUGCCAUAUUUUCCUACUGGAACAAUGGAACGAGUUGAGAAUGAGGGUGAAAUACCUACAGCAAAAACUUUGGCCAGCCUAAUGUCUCAUAUUCCAUUUACUACAAAAGGACCAGCACAGAUAACAAUAUUUGACAUCCAUGCCCUUCAGGAACGCUUUUACUUUUCUGACACAGUCAUUCCAAGACUGGAGUCUGCCAUUCCUUUGAUGAAACUUGAAUUGGAGAAUAUGUUUGGGUGUAAUAACUACACAGUAGCUUUCCCAGAUGAUGGUGCCUGCAAACGCUUUCAACGCUAUUUUCCCAAUGCAGACACCAUAAUCUGCAACAAGAUACGAAAUGGUUCAAAAAGAAUUGUUCAAAUUAAAGAUGGGAACCCAGAGGGAAAAUCUGUCAUCAUAAUUGACGAUUUGGUUCUAACUGGAGGAACUUUGAAAGAAUGUGGCAAGAUUUUGCUUGAACAUGGUGCUGUUUCUAUCAGUGCUUAUGUAACUCAUGCUGUUUUUCCUAAAAAUUCUUGGAAGAAUUUUGUUGACAGUGAUAUCUUUGAUAACUUCUGGAUCACAGACUCAAUACCACAUGCCCUUCAACUUGCUCAACAUAAACCUUUCAAGCUACUUUCCCUUUGUGAUGCCAUUGCUGACUGCCUUCUGGGAUAUGAUCUGUUACCGUGAUCUCCUCUCACUUAUCAGUAGCUGUUUUGUGUAUAAAUUUAUUUGCUCAUCUUUAAUUUAUCAGACAUUCUUAACCUCACACAAAAUAUGGAAA